AUGUCCGCCGUCCAAACGUCAUCUACGGCUGGCGGACCAUUCAGUGUGCUCGGUGGAACUAGUACUAGUCUGCAUCAGAUACCAACAACAUCGUCUGGAUUAUGCAGCAAUGGUGGUCUUACCAUCAGUUCGGGCAUCAUCCAUCCUGGCAACAGCACAACUCCACAUUCCUCCAGAUUUCCAUUAGCUAGUGAUCAGCUGUUACUCAGCUUACGCCAAAGACCUCAUUGUCGCGUAUUUCGAGCAUUAUUCCAAUAUCUACCAUUGCGUGAUUCUCCAAAUGAAAAUCCUCAACUAGAGUUGGCGCUGGCACCAGGAGAUGUCAUACUAGUUAAAGGAGAAAUGGAUUCGGAUGGUUUUUUCAGCGGCGAAACACUUGAUGGAAGAGUUGGCUUAGUUCCAUCUAAUUAUGUUGAAAGAGUUCCUGAUCAUCUAAUCCUGCAGAACGCACGAGCACCAUCACCCAGCUUCCCUUUAUCAGUUCCUCCUCAUCUCGCAGCCAUUCCACACGAUUUCACAGAGUUUAACGAAUCCGAAACCAACAAUUUUUUGCCUGAUAGCGUGUGUCCGUAUCCUCCAGCCGAUGUUACUAAAGUGUCAGUACAGGAAAUCAAGCAAAAUGAUAGCCCACGAGUUCCAUGUCCUCGUGACUUAGUAGUUGAGAAAAAAUUAUCAAGAUCUUUGGUGAUAUCUUGGUCACCACCUGAGGAGUCUUUCGUAGCUGUAUCCCAAUAUCACGUCUGUAUAGAUGGUCAUGUUCGAGCUGUAGUACCUGGGUCUUAUAAAUGUCGUGCCUUAAUAGAAGAUGUUGCCUUGGAUUCAUCUGUGAACGUUUCAAUUCGAGCUGUUACUGAUCAGGGUCAUAGUCCAGAUGAAGCUUGUAACUUGUCCGUUGGAACACAAGCUCCUGUUGCUCCUCAACACCUACGAGUUUGGCAAGUUACUCCUGUCUCAGCUUGUGUUCGAUGGUUACCAUCCAAUAGCAACGCUGAACACGUAGUUUCAUUAAAUGCUGUAAAAGUUGGAGUGUGCCCACCAUCCGUCUAUCAGGUUCAACUCCAAGGUCUGACGCCAUCAACAAUCUAUCGAAUAUCCAUUCGAACCAAGCAUCCCAGAGCUGUUCUCGAACAACGACCAGUUGAACGCUGUCUUGACUUCAAGACUUUGCCAAAAAUUGGAUUACCGGAUCCUCCAACGAACGUACAGGUAGAACACGGUCCGCAACCAGGUCAUCUGCUUAUCUCUUGGACACCAAUUACUAAUCAGCCGAAGCCGCCUUCACGAGCUGCUGUAGCUGCUUAUUUGAUUUACGCCGACGGCAAAAAUAUUGCUCAAGUUCCAAGUGAUACAGCUGAUCACGUGGUAUUACGAUUAGCAGAUCUAUCUGACGAUCCACCCAUUUUCGUUACUGUUCGAACGAAAACACGAGAAGGAGCUGUAAGCUCUGAUUCAAACGUAGCUCGCGUUCCUCGUGGACCAGCCGGUCAGCCAACAUCUGUGUACGAUCAACCGCCUCAAGCACAGAUAUUGACGACAACAGUUUUGGAUCCAAUGGCUUCCAGCUUUCCAUCGUAUCCUCAACCAACUUAUCAAACGGCUUAUGCUGCUCCUCUUGGAGGCUUAUCAGCUGCAACUUCUGUACCAACAGCAGCUACAUAUGCCAAUCCAUCACUGCUCAAUCAACUGCCAUUUCAAUCUAAUCCACUUAAUAGUUAUUCUGCCAAUGUUCUUCAGGGAUAUAAUAGUUAUGAUCGUUGUGCAGCUGCUGCAGCUCAAGGUCUCCAAAUGGCCAAUAAUAUCAAUAAGACAACAAUUCCACACAACAAUAUGUCCUCCUUAUUGGCUACAUCUAUACAUGGGAAUUCACAAAUGGGCAUAGCACCUGCUUCUAAUAUUCAAACAGUUCUUGGACCAACAGCUUUAUCAUCUUUGCCCAAUUCUCACCAAGGAACUUUGCAGGCUUCCGUUCCCAAGUGGAAGACUUCAGCUAGCCAAAUGUCACAGUACUAUACAUUUCAUCCUCGACUACUACGUGCUGACGGAACUACAGAAGAGCCACGUCCAUCUGUAUUAGAAAUGGAGAACAGUUAUCUGCUACGGCAUCGUCAAUCUGAAUGGAAUUCAUCAGAUGCUCGCACGCGAAUGGAUAUCUAUGCUCGUCAAACGGGAAGAACAGGAAGUGCUGAUGAUCGCCAGCUUUUACGUCAUCGAUUAAUACCUCCUCGGUUGGCGAGAGUUAAAAGCGAAAAUGGAUUUGGAACAAGAAGUGAGCCUGAUCUGCGACCUCCUACACUGGAUGACGAUUGUCGAAUGUUUGUUGCUCUUUUCGAUUACAACCAUCAUAUGUCACCAAAUGCUAAUGCUGAAAAUGAAGAACUCAGCUUUCGAAAACACCAGCUUAUUAAAGUUUAUGGGGGACCAGAUGCUGACGGCUUUUUGUAUGGCCAAAUAGGCAAUCGGUUCGGCCUGGUUCCAUCGAAUAUGGUGAUCGAAAUAGCUAAAGGUGAUAUUCUACCUCCUGCAGAACGAGGAAAUAGAGUUGAAAGAGGGUCGGAGAUGAUACCGGUUGAACCGGCGCUUCGACGGCAGCGAUGGGGUUCAGUGAAAUCUCGAAGUUACGACCAUGCGGGUGAUCGAAGAAAUUACGAUAGGCCCGGUGGCUCCUCUCACUAUGCUUCUUUGGGACGUAGGGAACUUGACAGACGUACAGAAGGCCCCACAAGGGAUCGAUAUCGACGAUCAAACGGAAGAGACUACGAGUACAGACGUGAUUACGAUGAUCGGUAUCGUGAACCAUCUCGAGAUAGACGAGAUGAGUACUAUAGGGAUCGAGACGAUGAUGAUCUUAGGGAAAAAUACAUUAAUAGUCGUUAUGAUAGAGAUUAUGAUCGCCGUGAUGAUCGACGUGAGGAUCGUGGUCGUCAAGAUGAUCGAAACCUUCGUGAGGAACGUCGUGGAGGUGAAUAUGAUAUGAGACGAAUGGAUCGUGAUUAUCGAGACGACGAAAGGCAUCGUCGGGAUAGACGUGAAGACGGAUAUCGGGAAGAUGCCAGAACCACCUAUGAUGCACAUGGACAGCCCAACCCUCGUUAUGAUCAGCCACCGAUGAUGAAUCAACCACAAAUGGCAAAUAAUUCAAUGAACUCACAAUAUGCUCAAUCUCAAGUUAUGGGACAUAAUUCUGCUCAUCAAAUGAAUCAGUUAAAUAACCAAAUGAAUCAUAUGAACAUUUCGAACAUGCAGCAGAUGAAUGGACCUAUGGGACAUUCUGGGAUGAAUCAACAGCAAUCUCAACCACCUCUCAUCCCGAAUGGAAUGCCUGGAGCUAUUAUAAAUGACAUGGAUUUAACAAGUAUGCCAAGACGUCAAAUGGUUGCUAAGUUUGAUUACGAUUCUCGACAACUUAGCCCAAAUGUGGAUGCCGAACAGGUGGAGUUGUCAUUCCGACAAGGUGACAUCAUCACUGUAUUCGGUGAAAUGGACGAUGACGGCUUUUAUCGUGGUGAACUAAACGGGUGUUUCGGUCUGGUUCCUUCUAAUUUCUUACAGUCAUCACCGUUAACAACGUUGGCGCCUUCACAACCAACAGAGCCAAUGAUGACCCGUAAAGGCGUGGCGUUUUCGGAUGCUGGUAUAGCGCAAGCUAAUCAAAUGAUGCAACAACAACCACAAGCUGCUGCUAUCAAGAAGCCAUUACCUUCAUCCCAAACGUCUACAACUUCGGCUGCUACGAACAUGAGCAAACCUGUGGCGAAAAAGUCAACAGCUGGACAACCUGGAGCGAAGCCAUUAGCGAAAAAGACAAGUGAUGUUGGAAAAGGAUCGAGUGGAACUCCCAAUGUUCGAAAAACAUCAACAGCCGUUAAGAAAAGUGAUUCACAGAAUAAGAAGAAAUGA
Messenger RNA from Auanema sp. JU1783, 3897 nucleotides. NCBI's taxonomy places the organism in Eukaryota, Metazoa, Nematoda, Chromadorea, Rhabditida, Rhabditidae. The record is from the annotation of a GenBank genome assembly.